AUGUCCCCCUCUGCAUCACCGACGACUUGGCUUGUCUCCGGAACCUCUCGCGGGAUCGGGUUUGAAAUCGUUAAGCAGCUGCUCGAAUCCCCGAACAACCUCGUCCUCGCGGGAUGUCGCACCCCGGAGAAGGCGACUGCGCUGCACGGGCUUAAGGACGGUGCAAAGGGGACUCUUCACGUCAUUCAACUGGAUGUCGCCAACGUCGACAGCGUGAGGGCCGUUCCGAAAGCUAUCGCGCCGAUCCUAGGCGAAAGCGGUCUUGACCAUCUCAUCAACAAUGCAGGAAUGGGCAAGGAGGACACUCCUCUCACGCUAGAUCCGGACGUAUUCAUCGAGACUGUGUGGACCAACACGCUCGGGCCCGCGCUCCUCACGCAGGCCUGCAUUUCCUUCCUCGACAAGGGGAAGGAGAAGAAGGUCAUCAAUAUUUCAAGUACACUCGGUAGCGUCGCCAGUGCACACCAAUUCGACCACCUUGGCCCCGGCGGCGCGGCCUCGUACUCCAUCAGCAAGGCGGCCUUGAACAUGUUUACGUACAAGCUAAAGCUGGAACGGCCUGACCUGACCGCUAUCACGAUGUGCCCUGGUUGGGUCAAAACGGACAUGGGCACGCAGGCCGCAGACCUGGAGCCCGCGGAGAGCGUCGCGAGCAUCCUCAAAGUGAUCACUUCCGUGACCGCGGCGGAUAGUGGCAAGUACCUGAGCCACAAAGGGACGGUCAUCCCAUGGUGA
This is a messenger RNA of Trametes versicolor FP-101664 SS1, 735 nucleotides long. Its product is annotated as NAD-P-binding protein. The record is from RefSeq and is a predicted model, not a curated record. NCBI's taxonomy places the organism in Eukaryota, Fungi, Basidiomycota, Agaricomycetes, Polyporales, Polyporaceae. Gene Ontology annotation, molecular function: oxidoreductase activity, acting on the CH-OH group of donors, NAD or NADP as acceptor. The coding region runs from base 1 to 735 and encodes 244 amino acids. The transcript has 5 exons.